Messenger RNA from Drosophila busckii, 2208 nucleotides. It is a transcript of the gene Fbw5, whose product is annotated as F-box/WD repeat-containing protein 5. Gene Ontology annotation, biological process: protein ubiquitination. The record is from RefSeq and is a predicted model, not a curated record. Gene Ontology annotation, molecular function: protein binding. NCBI's taxonomy places the organism in Eukaryota, Metazoa, Arthropoda, Insecta, Diptera, Drosophilidae. Gene Ontology annotation, cellular component: Cul4-RING E3 ubiquitin ligase complex; SCF ubiquitin ligase complex. The transcript has 3 exons. Bases 185 to 2185 code for a protein of 666 amino acids.
GUUAUUUGUGUGCAGUACAAGCGGAGAAAGUUAUUUUCAAUUUAUAACGUUAAAUAAGACAACAACAGCACAAACUGUAAACCAGUUAUUACACAAAAAGCACAGCAUUAGUACAACAUUACCGCAUCAGCCGUCGAAGUUAAGCGUAACUAGGCUAAGGUUGUUGUACAAUUUUGUAGCACAAAUGGAAGUGACCUUCAAGAAGGCCCGAUUGGUAAAUACAACAAACACAGCUGGUGUCGCCGCAGGCAUAGAUUUUGAAGCACUGGAUGACAACGACUAUGGCUGGUGGGCAUUGCCUGAGCCAGCAUUGCUGCAAAUCUUUGCCCGCCUAGAUGCCUACGAUCUGUUGCAGGCUGGCAUGUGUUGCCGCCGAUGGAAUGCCAUUUCCAACGAUGAUUUGCUCUGGCGUCAAAAGUUCCAGGAACACUUCAGAGCCUCGCCAAGCAUACCGCUGAAACCAGGUGCGACCAGUUGGCGUACCGAGUAUCAACGACUCAGUAUGCAUAUACCCUUUGUGCAGGCGCAGCGCCUGGAACCAACCAGUGAUUGUAAUCAGGGACAUACACAUCAGGUGCUGCAUGUGAGCUUUGCCCAUAAUGGCGAAAUGUUUGCCACCUGCUCCAAGGAUGGCUAUGUGAUUGUCUGGAACGCACAACAUCCAUGUACAGAAAAAUAUGCGCACAACAUGAAGCAAUUUAGUUGGAAGUAUACGCAGUACUCGCAGUUUAAUCAAAGCGACACCCUUCUCCUCGUCUCCGGCGUGCAUUUUGGCUCACUGCAGAGCACUUCCGGGGAGAUAGCCGUAUUUUAUCUUGGCGCGACAGAGUCGCAUCUACGCUGUCGCGUUGUUAACAGGCCAUAUGAUAUAUUUGGCACUUGGUUCAGCGAUCAGUAUCUCAUCUCGGGAGACUUGCACUGGCUGGCGCAUUUGGUCAGCACAUCGGUGCUUUGGCUGAACAAGGCGAAUCAGGAAAUUGAUUCGGAGCAUGUGCCAAUUAUGAGUCAAUUGUACAAGUUCUACAAUCGCAAUGCGAGCUCCGUGCGUGCAAUUAUGGUGGCCAGAUGCCCCUGGCUGGACGAGUCUAAUGAUCCAUUGGCGCAAGUUGAGCAGCAGCAGCAACAGCUGCAGGCUGCAGCCACCAACAGUGACCAGCCUACAACGUCCAUGUGCGCAUCGCUGGCCAGCGGCAAUCCGCUAUCCCAUGCUGCCAGCUUGAGGCGCACGCGCAGCGCUACGCCGGAAGAUAACUAUUUGCCAGACAUAAGCGAGCAUAGUCAGGUGCGCAGGUCCCGAGCACGUCCCGGGCACACUUCGGAUGCAACUAUACAUUAUCUAGAGGAAUAUAGACAGGCAGCUGUUGAGGCUACAGAUGGUGACAUAGAGGAGGAGGACGAGUCAGAGUCGUGCAUGGAUGUUCAUGAUGAAUUUGAUGAGAUGGAGAACAGCGUGCCCAAGUAUCUUAUAUUUUCGACAGGCUCAAAGACCUUUACGCCACAUCAAAUUGGCUUUAAGCGCAUACGCAAUGUUUACUUCCCCAAAAAACUGGAUCCAGGUCCAACGCUGAAGGAGCGCAUUGCUGCCAAGCGCGCUGCCGAGCAGCAGCAACAGCAGACGCCACGCAACGAUCCCGAUUGGUGGGACUAUGAAUCUGUCAAGGAUCGCUUUGAUCAGGUAGACAAAGUUAUAGAUCUGCAUGGUCAUAUUAUAGGCAUGUCGCUCAGUCCAGAUCAUCGUUAUCUGUACGUGAACACACGUCCCUGGCCUAAAAACUAUAUCAUUACGAAUCCUUUGGAGCCGCCACCCAUAGCCCAAGAGAUUGACAUACAUGUGAUUGAUUUAAUGACACUCAAGCGUGUGGGCAAUAUGCUGCGUGCCCACAAAGCCUACACGCCCAGCACGGAAUGUUUCUUCAUCUUUCUGGACGUGUGCGAAGAGUAUGUGGCCAGCGGUGCUGAGGAUCAGCAUGCAUAUUUGUGGGAUCGCUAUUAUGGCAUUAGCUUGGCCAAAUUUAAGCAUACAGAUGUUGUCAACAGCGUUGCCUUCAAUCCGCGCGACUCCCAAAUGUUGGUCACCACCAGCGAUGACUACACAAUCAAGGUUUGGCGCUCGCGUGCUCAGGCAAAGGAAUACAACAUACCCGUGAAUGUCAGCGAAUCCUUUGAGCUCAAGCCCAAAAAUUAGCUGUUCAAGCAACAUUUUCGUUA